AUGCUCGGUACCUCUGUUGUCCUCCUCGCCCUUGCCGCGGUCGGCCUCGCUCAGGUCCCCGAGGGCUACCGCGCCGUAUACAUCACGUCGAAUGUAGACCCCAAGUUUGUAAUCGUCGCGAAGGCGCGGACUACCGGCAGCACCACCAUCGUCCAAACCCGCAAAAGCACCCCGGAGCAGCAGUGGUACCUCAAGGACGGCGCGACCAAGAUCCAGCUCGCUGGCACCACGCUCUGCAUGGACGGAGGCGCCAAGGCCAACUGGAAGGACAUGGGCAACAUCUACGUCAACGAGUGCGCCGAGACCGAGUCCCAGAACUGGUUUGUCAUGGCCGACGGUCGCAUUGCGCUGGAGCCCUCGGGCCAGAAGCAGUGCGUCGACUUGGUUUACAUGAGGGCGGUGGAGAACAACGCGGUUGGGCUGUACAGCUGUGCCGGGCUGGGCAACACGGGGGCGGCCGACAAGGGGAUCAACUGGCCGUUGGUCAACGCCACUGCUCCUGCUUAA
Chaetomium globosum CBS 148.51 is the source of this 507-nucleotide messenger RNA. RefSeq lists its product as uncharacterized. The coding region runs from base 1 to 507 and encodes 168 amino acids. The transcript has 4 exons. Lineage: Eukaryota; Fungi; Ascomycota; Sordariomycetes; Sordariales; Chaetomiaceae. The record is from RefSeq and is a predicted model, not a curated record.